AUGCUCAACCUUAGAACCGCCCUUCGAGCUGUGCGACCCGUCACUCUGACCCGAUCCUACGCCACUUCCGUGGCCUCUUUCACCGGCCAGAAGAACUCCAACGGCAAGUACACUGUGUCUCUGAUUGAGGGAGACGGUAUCGGAACCGAGAUCUCCAAGGCUGUCAAGGACAUCUACCAUGCCGCCAAGGUCCCCAUCGACUGGGAGGUUGUCGACGUCACCCCCACUCUGGUCAACGGCAAGACCACCAUCCCCGACAGCGCCAUUGAGUCCAUCAACCGAAACAAGGUUGCCCUCAAGGGUCCCCUCGCCACCCCCAUCGGUAAGGGCCACGUUUCCAUGAACCUGACUCUGCGACGAACCUUCAACCUGUUCGCCAACGUCCGACCUUGCAAGUCCGUCGUGGGCUACAAGACCCCUUACGAGAACGUCGACACCCUGCUCAUCCGAGAGAACACUGAGGGUGAGUACUCCGGUAUCGAGCACACCGUCGUCCCCGGUGUCGUUCAGUCCAUCAAGCUGAUCACCCGAGAGGCUUCCGAGCGAGUCAUCCGGUACGCUUACGAGUACGCCCUGUCCCGAGGCAUGAAGAAGGUCCUUGUUGUCCACAAGGCCUCUAUUAUGAAGGUCUCCGAUGGUCUUUUCCUUGAGGUUGCUCGAGAGCUCGCCAAGGAGUACCCCUCCAUUGACCUUUCCGUCGAGCUGAUCGACAACACCUGUCUGCGAAUGGUCCAGGACCCCGCUCUCUACCGAGAUGUCGUCAUGGUCAUGCCCAACCUUUACGGUGACAUUCUGUCCGAUCUUGCCUCCGGUCUUAUCGGUGGUCUUGGUCUGACCCCCUCCGGUAACAUGGGUGACGAGGUCUCCAUCUUCGAGGCCGUCCACGGAUCCGCUCCCGACAUUGCUGGCAAGGGUCUUGCUAACCCCACUGCUCUGCUGCUCUCCUCCGUGAUGAUGCUGCGACACAUGGGUCUCAACGACAACGCCACCAACAUCGAGCAGGCCGUCUUUGGCACCAUUGCUUCCGGCCCCGAGAACCGAACCAAGGAUCUUAAGGGUACCGCCACCACUUCUCACUUUGCUGAGCAGAUUAUCAAGCGACUCAAGUAG
Molecule: messenger RNA, 1110 nt
Organism: Yarrowia lipolytica CLIB122
Lineage: Eukaryota; Fungi; Ascomycota; Dipodascomycetes; Dipodascales
Biological process (GO): isocitrate metabolic process; tricarboxylic acid cycle
Cellular component (GO): mitochondrion
Molecular function (GO): isocitrate dehydrogenase (NAD+) activity; NAD binding; magnesium ion binding
Source: RefSeq, a predicted model, not a curated record